AAUUUGUCAUUUGACAUAUGUCAGCUGACUAUUUCCGAGCUCUGCCUUUAUUAACAUAGUUAUUGAUCAAAAAGUGGAAAAUGGCUUUACAUUCAGCAAGAGGAAAAUUAAUAUCGGUUAUUGGUGAUGAAGACACCUGUGUUGGUUUUCUGCUGGGCGGAGUUGGUGAAAUCAACAAGAACCGUCACGCCAAUUUUAUGGUCGUCGACAAAAAUACGCCAGUAAGUGAGGUCGAGGAUUGCUUUAGGCGUUUUGUAAAGCGCGAUGAUAUAGAUAUUAUUUUAAUCAAUCAGAAUAUCGCUGAACUUAUCCGUCACGUGAUUGAUGCACACACCUCGCCAGUACCAGCUGUACUGGAAAUUCCAUCAAAGGAUCAUCCAUAUGACGCUAGUAAAGAUUCGAUUCUGAGACGUGCCAGAGGCAUGUUCAAUCCUGAAGAUUUAAACUAAAUAAUAAAGAUAAUUAUAAAAGAUAAUUGUAAAGGAAAACUUUUCAUUCUAAACCCAGUAUUCCAAAACUUUUUGUUUUUAUUAAUGUUGUUAUAAGUUCUUGAGAAUAUAAUUAAAUGCAAUAAAAUUUGUGACCGGAAAUGGCA
Molecule: messenger RNA, 595 nt
Organism: Anastrepha ludens (Mexican fruit fly)
Lineage: Eukaryota; Metazoa; Arthropoda; Insecta; Diptera; Tephritidae
Gene: Vha14-1
Product: V-type proton ATPase subunit F 1
Exons: 4
Coding region: 81-449 (122 amino acids)
Biological process (GO): proton transmembrane transport
Cellular component (GO): proton-transporting V-type ATPase, V1 domain; membrane
Molecular function (GO): proton-transporting ATPase activity, rotational mechanism
Source: RefSeq, a predicted model, not a curated record